Messenger RNA from Ceraceosorus guamensis, 3893 nucleotides. RefSeq lists its product as hypothetical. NCBI's taxonomy places the organism in Eukaryota, Fungi, Basidiomycota, Exobasidiomycetes, Ceraceosorales, Ceraceosoraceae. Gene Ontology annotation, molecular function: protein binding. The coding region runs from base 297 to 3716 and encodes 1139 amino acids. The record is from RefSeq and is a predicted model, not a curated record. The transcript has 2 exons.
CACGAGUCACGUGUUUCAAAAGAGCUGGGCGAAUCUUUGAAUCGUGAGUUCUUUGUUAGAGCCCACCAACAGCACACAUGCGAGUCAUCCCCACCCUGUACCCCUCCUCUGUUCUCCGACCAUCAUACGCAUAUCACAGUAUCCAUCACUAUAGAGGAGCUCCACGUCCAGUCAUUUCAUCCCAGCAUCGCCAAGCGCACCAUGCUCUUGUCGUCGUUCGCGGGCGCGGAGGCGAAAGAUCGGUGCAUAACGUGCUUGUCCAGACACUCUGAGCGAACUUGCUGGUCGUCUUCACCAUGAACUGGCUCGCUCAAUUCGACCCAUAUGCGGGAUCUAUCCCUCCAUCGCAGGGUGCAAGUAGCUCGUCUCGUCAGCCUCCCUAUAUACAUGGGAAAAACAACAAACGAGCUCAUCGUGCCAACUCACCGAGCCGCACCCCUUCUGCGACCACAUCGACUGCUUCUCACAGCGGCAGAGAGGGUUCCUGUGGCCCUACACAAUCACAUUUCGCUAGUACCACUCCUGUCGAGGCGCAUUGGACGCCAGCUUCACAUACAUCUCCCACUAAUGCUCCUUUGGGUCGACCGGCAAAUGCGCGGAGUUCACCGAAUGCUCAUUUUGGAGCGAGUGCUGCCAGCCGCAGCGCGACGCAAGGAUCGAAGCAUCAUCGUAUGAAAUAUAGGCCUCCUCCUUUUCCGAGUCGAGCUCCUGCGCCAAGUCGGUCUACUCCUUCGAUUAGACCCAAGCCGACCGACUCUGGGUCUUUUGGCGCGAGGCCCAAUGCCAUCCACCAUUUGGGAUCGCAAAUGAAUGGUCCCGGCUGCUCUUCGAAUCCGGCGCGACCCCAAAUCCACAUGAAGUGGCCUGCCAGCCAUGGAGGCUACAAUCAGACUUCGAAAGCCGUCAGGGCGACAAUCCACGAAGCGGCCGGCCCUGUGCAGCAAAACCUGGACGCCUCGAGAACACGCGAGUCAGCAAAUGAUGGCGAGAUCCCGGGACGUCCCAACACCAUUCCGCAUGCUUCUUCAAGACCACCACCACCUCCUCCCAAGCCAAGAGUGCCCAUUCUUGCGCCACGUGCGCCAGCGAAGAGAGCUGAAGACUACGUGCCGGGAGAAUCAAAGACCUUCAUUCCGUUACGGAGCGAGAAUAGUCCAAUGGCUCCGGCGAUCAGACUCGAUACUGGGCGCACUAUUGCAGGUUCUACUCAGCAAAGUAUGUGGAAGGCCUUUCAGAGAUCCGGUGGCGCAAAGGAAUUCGCACCAUCACCGCCACACCCCUCCAACUUAGCGCAACCACCAAUCAUUGCUGCGGCUGCGUCGAGCAGAGCCAAGAAGCACGAUGGGAGGGCACCGCCGUUACUCCCUGAUGCACCGUUAGGUAGGGGUAGCUUAAAUGAUCCUCUCGAUGCCUCUCGCGAUGCUUCUGUAUCCUCUUCAAUGAGAGCUCCUCGCGUGGACAGCACAUCACUUCCGCAAGUCCACUCCACGUCUCUAGGUCCAGAUUCAACACUGGCCGAACGGACUGACUCGACAGCCAGCCGAGGUGUAGGUCCACAUUCACCAGCUUUGUCCGACUCGGCAGAAGACAAAAUGUCUCCACACGGCUCUGAGAUUUCGGCCAUGGAGCUAGUCAGCUCGGAGGCCUACGAAGAUUCCGAAAACAGUAUCGCAAAGACCAGCAAUGCUGCGCGCCUGUCGCGAACACCUUCCGAUGAUUGUCUAGAGCAGCAGUCGGCAGAAGACGAAAUGUCUGCACACGGCUCUGAGAAUUCGCAGAUGGAGAUUAUUGGCUCGAAAGCCUCCGAAGACUCUGAAAAUAGGAUUGCUAAGACCCGCAAUGCUGCGCGCCUGUCGCGAACACCUUCUGAUGAUCCUCCAGAGCAGCAGUCGGCACAAGACGAAAUGUCUACACACGGCUCUGAGGAUUCGGAGAUGGAGACAGUUGACUCGAAAGCCUCCGAAGACUCUGAAAUAAGGUUUGCAACGACCAGCAAUGGUGCGCGCCUGUCGCGAACACCUCCCGAUGUUCAUUUAGAGCAGCAGUCUCUUGGUCAAGAGGUUGAAGCUCAAGCCGGCAGACGCUUUGAGCAGAAAGCCGCCGCUACGGCCAAGGGUCCAUUGGUUGGAGGGUCUCCAUUGCCAGGGGCUAGAGGGUCGCCCCAAAAAGUCGCUGCAGCUCGACGUGCGGGGGAUCUACGCGCUACGAUCGAGCCAGUGUCGCCUGACGUCCAUGCACGACAAGAAGACGCCCACGACCUAAGGCACGAAGAUAUCUCACAUCCUCGUAAAAGACUUUGCCGAUCUUCAUCGCGUGAGCCCCCGCCGCUCUUGCCGGAGGAGUCCAUGGCGGUGGAGCAAGAGGGAGACAUUGAUGUAUCAACAUCUCGCGAGUACCUACCACCGCCGCAGAGCUUGCCUGCUGUGGCCGGAGGUUGUGACGAACUGGCUGUUGAGCGCAUGUCAGCUGCGAUGUGCGGAGACGACGGUGCUGCUCUCAAUCACAAUGCAGCGUCGGUCGAAGCGACCUCCAGUGAUGAUGAACCGCUGGCUACCGGCUUGGCCAGAAACCAUGGACGCACACCCUCGCCGAGCGCGAUGCGACUGAGCUCGACAUCAUCGUGCCGGCUUCCAACGCGUCAAAUGUUCAUGAUUCCCCUCGAUUCUCAUGAAAUCGCGCGGACACCGAUGCAGGCUGCGCACGCCUUGAGGAGCCGACACGCGUACAAUACCCUCGCGUUCGUCAGUCGCCUGGGCAGCAUCGUCAUGUCAACUCCGCAACACGCGCUUGGGCCGCUUUCCAACUUGAAUGGCGGGACUUCGACAUCGUCGCCAUCGCGUAGAAAAGUCUCUGACGUCAAGCGGUUAGCUCCGAGCAUCAUGGGCUUUACAAGCUCUGACGCGACCGGUCUCGGUCCGCUGCCGGGGCAGGUAGGCCUUUCGUACGCGAUGCCUAACGGCGAGGGUCGCCCGCGAGCCCACUCUGAAUGGCUGAAACCAACUCCACACAUGGCUGGAGCUACAAGUUUGGCGCCGAUCAGGAUAUAUGGCUCAACUGAGGUAUCCUUUGCGACUGGGGGCUCGGAUGGGACUGUCCACCGCUGGCGCUGGCACGGGCUCAGCACGAGCACAGCAGAUGUCGAGCGGAUGCACAGAAUGCACGAUGGGCCCGUUGUUUCCUUGACGAAUCUGCCAAGACACCACCUUAUGGUGUCGCAAGGCGGUGCCCACUCCGACCAGCUAAUCGGUUAUCGCUAUGAUCAUCCCGCGGUUGCAUUCAAGUGGACGACCAAAGAUCCUGUCGCUCAUCUUACGCACGCGCUUCACGCGGAUCUGUUCAUGGCCACGGUGCGGCGGACUGAUCAUGAGCAGCUCAAACUCUACGACGUCCGUUGCGAUGCUGGCGGUUCGCCGCGAACGAUCGCAAAGCCGGUGAUCGUCGCCGGUUGGCAAGCGACUCGAACUCCGGCCUACCUGGGUCGCCCUGCCUUUCACGCUAAACAGCGGAAUCUCGUUGCACAAGGCACUGAAGAGGGGCAUGUCCGUGUCUUCGACCUGCGCAAGACAGGACAGCCUCUUUUUGAAGAGCGCAUCAGCCAAUCCCCGGUAUAUGACGUGGUGUGGUCACCUCCCAGGGAGCCCACUCUGAGUCUCUACGCCCUCGAUACGAGCACUGCGAAACCUCUGUGUCACCGACUCGAAUUGACGACGUCAUAGGCCUCACUCGACAUUCACGGCAUUCUCACUUGUUGAAGUCAUGCUAUCUCCUCGGCACUCUCACGUCAUCUGUAUUGUAAUUCCCAUCACGAAAUGAUCACCAUUUUCUACGUCUCUCUGGCUAAAGCUGGCAACACAAGUCGUGAGUGCUGUUGACCAGCUUAGUGCGGCGCAUCU